Molecule: messenger RNA, 1244 nt
Organism: Umbelopsis ramanniana AG
Lineage: Eukaryota; Fungi; Mucoromycota; Umbelopsidomycetes; Umbelopsidales; Umbelopsidaceae
Exons: 4
Coding region: 238-1062 (274 amino acids)
Source: RefSeq, a predicted model, not a curated record
AUCAAUGUGUUAUUGUGUGUUAUUGUUUCCAUUGUACGAAACAACCACCGUAUAUUGCGACCGUGCUCAGCCAAUUGACCUCCAUCACGUGGAACAUUUCGUGUUUAUUCACACGUGAUAAUGAUUUCCGCACUCUCAAUGGCACUAUUUUCUUCUCUUCCGCUUUUAUUUCGUCUAUUUCUAGCUUUCUCUUGUACUCCCCACCAUCAACUCCUUUAGCUGUCGAGCAACAAAACUAUGCCGACCCUGUCAAGGACGGUGUUUAUCGUCCGACAUGGAGAGAGGCAAGAUCACGUCGACAAAAACUGGCAAGCUGACCCUUCCGAUGGUAUAUGGGAUCCACCUUUAUCUGAAAAGGGACAACUACAAUCGCAGAAGACUGGGGCCUAUUUAAUUGACUUGCUACGAGAGAAAGAUGUUAAACUCGAAAACUCGACUAUAGUAUUCUUAUGUUCACCAUUUCAACGAUGCAUCGAUACCGCUGUGGGCAUUGCCCGUGGUUUACAACACGCCAAACAAACCUUUUUACGUUUGGAACCAGCCGCUGGCGAAUGGAUGACCGAACGAUUUUUUGAAGACGUGGAAUGUACUGCGCAGCAGAUGGUGAAGCGCAAAAUACAAGACAUAGCACGCAACCAUGUCGAGAUAUCAAAGGUACUGUCAAUGGACUGGCAGUACUCUCCUAUACGAGACGAAUUUGUCUUUCCAGAAAAACGAGUCGAGAUGGAAGAGCGUUUCAAUGAUUUACGACGAUCAAUGGACACAAUGAUCGCUUGCGAUGUGAAAGCUAAUCGCAUUGGCAUGCUCAAGCAAGAUAUGACGAGGAGAGAUAUUGUCGUUGUCCUUAUCACCCACGCUGCGGGCAUCAAUGCCUUGCUGGAAUCCUACAAACAGGAAUCUACCCUAUUGGAGACUCCAUAUUGCUGCGUUAGUCGUGUCCGGUAUAAGCCGUCGAUGGCUGAAGAUAGUGACAGUGGAGAAGAAGAUACUACUACCAAUGGACAAUGGAUUGUCGACAUGGAGGUGUCCUCCAAGCAUCUGAAAGGAACGUCUUUGGCUUAGCUACAUUUUGUGUUCCCAUUUUUUUCGUACUGCAUCUCAUAGCCAGUGGCUGCCCAAUUUUUUUUCAUGAUUUUUUGUUUCAUCGGACCGAGAGGCCGGUAUUGCGAACAGUCGGAUGAUAUGUAUAUUCUGCUACUGCCGGUCUUACAGCAGACAAAGUAAACGGACUACAUCCAUGUAUU